This is a messenger RNA of Corticium candelabrum, 1371 nucleotides long. RefSeq lists its product as uncharacterized. The transcript is spliced from 2 exons. Bases 12 to 1370 code for a protein of 452 amino acids. Gene Ontology annotation, cellular component: chromosome; nucleus; cytoplasm. The record is from RefSeq and is a predicted model, not a curated record. Gene Ontology annotation, biological process: double-strand break repair via homologous recombination. Gene Ontology annotation, molecular function: ATP binding; 3'-5' DNA helicase activity; nucleic acid binding. NCBI's taxonomy places the organism in Eukaryota, Metazoa, Porifera, Homoscleromorpha, Homosclerophorida, Plakinidae.
CAAUUUGGCAAAUGGUGGAUGAAGGCAGAGCUUCUAAUUUUGAUAUGGCGUUGCACUACGCUCUAGGCAAGCUUAAGCUGUGUAAUGUAGAGCUGAAGGAACAGCAGCGUGUUGUCCUAAAGCACAUCUACAAUGGAAACGACGUGUUCGUCCGGCUUCCUACAGGAUACGGUAAAUCGCUGUGCUAUCAACUUAUACCGUUUAUGGUUGACUUUAAGCUAAGGAAAUGUGGUAAAGAAGAUUGUGGAUAUGUCGUCAUUGUCGUGUCUCCUCUAAUAUCGCUGAUGAUAGAACAAGUCCAACGAUUGCGUGAACGCGGAGUUUCCUCUGCCAUUCUUGGUGCAGAUGUAGGUUCCACUCGCGUUCCAAGAGAACUGCUAGCAAAGGAACACAACAUCGUAAGUGGGGCUUACAAGAUACUGUACAGUGCUCCUGAAGCCAUCAUUGGAGUGCAGUUUUGGAGAGAAAUUCUUCUAAGGCCGUGCCUAAGGAACGCUGUUGCUGCCAUAGCCAUUGAUGAAGCCCACUGUGUGUCAAAAUGGAGCAAGGAAUUUCGACCUACUUAUGGACGUGUAUCAGAGCUCAGGGCUCUUGUUUCACCUGGUGUUCCUAUGCUUGCUUUGACUGCCACUGUUACUGACCUCAUCACGAGGGAUGUCAUUACAACACUUGAUAUGGAAGACUGUGAAAUAGUUUGUCUUUCUCCAAACCGCCCUAAUAUCUAUUAUGAAGUCAAACCUCAGAAUGACAUUGAUACUGAUAUGGUUGACUCAGUCCAUUUCCUUCAAGUGCACAAGAAAGACACCAAUCGUACCAUAGUUUAUUGCAGAACAAUGGACAUGUGUGCAGACCUGUAUGGCUAUUUCUUACAUUCACUUGGUGAAUCAUCUUACUUUCCACCUGCAGCUCCUCAAGUUAGUGAUAACCGUCUUUUUGGAAUGUACCAUUCCAGCACACCUUCCUAUAACAAGCAAGUGGUUUUACAAAGUCUCCUCAAACCAGAUGGAGUAGUUCGAGUAGUCUUUGCAACAAAUGCACUGGGGAUGGGUGUGAACAUGGCAAAAGUCAACAGAAUCAUCCAUUAUGGCGCUCCCCGAAGCAUAGAUGACUACUUUCAAGAGAGUGGACGUGCCGGUCGAUCUGGAGAACAAUCAUCAUCACUUGUGUACUGGAAGCCUGUACAGUGUCCCAUGACAACAGAGCCCAAAACAGUACAUGAAAUGGAAAGGAAAAUGGUUAGACAGUACCUAGAAAACACGACCUCCUGUCGUCGUAAAGCCUUGUUGAGGUAUUUUGAUGUUGAAGUACUUGAAACAGAUGAAAAUCCAGUUUUGUGUUGUGAUGUAUGUAGAGCUAAUUCAAAGCAGUAGA